Mollisia scopiformis is the source of this 1680-nucleotide messenger RNA. Its product is annotated as amino acid transporter. The record is from RefSeq and is a predicted model, not a curated record. Gene Ontology annotation, cellular component: membrane. The transcript has 11 exons. The coding region runs from base 1 to 1680 and encodes 559 amino acids. Gene Ontology annotation, biological process: transmembrane transport. Gene Ontology annotation, molecular function: transmembrane transporter activity. Lineage: Eukaryota; Fungi; Ascomycota; Leotiomycetes; Helotiales; Mollisiaceae.
AUGGCAGCUUCCGAUCUUCCCAUCGCGCCGGCUGCUGAGACGCCACCAGCCUGGAGCCCAGGAGAGCAUAACUCUCGGCCUGUUGAAGGGCGAAAAGCUGAAAUUGUUGAAGAUGAGGAAGACGUUCUGCUGGAAAGCAUUGGAUAUAAACCAGUCCUUCAUAGAACAUACGGAAUAAUUGAAAACUUCUCAACGACCUUCGCGGCCCUAUACUUCGUGGGAGGGGUACGAGUGACCUUCAGUACUGGAAUUGCCGCUGGUGGGAACUUGGCAUAUUGGACGAGUUACCUGGUCACGUGUGUGUUCACAUUCAUCACUGCUGCCGUGAUUGCAGAGAUCUGUUCAUCACUACCGUCAGCGGGUUCAAUCUAUCUCUGGGCAGCAGAAGCCGGUGGCCCGAAGUAUGGUCGCCUAUUUGGUUUUGUCGUAGCUUGGUGGAGUACUACUGCUUGGACGACUUUUUGUGCUAGCAAUUCUCAAGCAGCUGUGAACUAUAUGCUAUCGGAAAUCACAGUCUUCAACCUGAACUUCCCUUCAGACGCUAGCAGCGUCAAGUUUCGAGCAGUGCAAUGGAUCUGCACCGAAAUUCUCCUCGCUCUCGCAGUACUUGUGAACUUCCUCCCCCCACGUCUAUUUCGCUACGUCUUCUACCUCUCAUCCUUCUUCGUCGUCCUCGAUUUCCUCCUCAAUAUUAUCUGGCUUCCCAUUGGCACGGCAAACACUUAUGGUUUCCGAACCGCUGAAGAAGCAUUCAUGACGACGUAUAACGGUACCGGAGCCCCUGCGGGAUGGAAUUGGUGUCUUUCGUACCUCGCGACUGCUGGAAUCCUGAUUGGGUUUGAUGCUUCAGGUCAUGUGGCUGAAGAGACGAAGAAUGCUAGCGUUACUGCUGCAAGAGGAAUUUUCUGGAGCACGAUUGUUAGCGGCAUUGGCGGAUUCUUUACUAUUAUUUUGUUCUUGUUCUGUGCUCCUGGCCCUGAUAUAUUGUUCUCGUUUGGAUCGCCGCAGCCUUUUGUCCCGCUCUACGCUGUUGUUCUGGGACAAGGAGGUCAUAUAUUCAUGAAUAUCAUAUGCAUCGUAGCAUUAUGGUUUAACACCGCGAUAGCUAUCGUCGCAGCUUCGAGACUCGUUUUCGCAGUGGCUCGAGAUGGCGUCCUCCCUUUCUCUUCCUGGGUUUCACAAGUCUCACGAGAAGGCCAACCACGAAACGCAGUCCUUGUCAUCUGGGGAGUUGCAGCUCUCGUCACCUGCACAAUUCUUCCAUCCGCCGUAGCCUUCACGUCCUUGAUCUCAGCAGCAGGCGUUCCAUCUGCAGCGGCAUAUGGAUUAAUCUGUCUAGGACGAUUCUUCUUUACUCCAAAAACCUUUCCAAAGCCUCGCUGGAAUCUCGGAAGAUUGAGCAAGCCGUUUCAAUUCAUUGGAAUUUUCUGGAAUGGCUGGGUCGUAGCUGUUCUAUUCUCGCCGUAUGAGUUCCCGGUCACUGGUGCCACCUUGAAUUAUGCCCCCGUAAUUAUGGCGGCUGUUACCAUCUUCGCCAUCGUCUCAUGGUGGCUGACCCCUGCAGACGCAUGGCUUUCAAAGAAGCACAUCGAGCAUAUUCUCGAGAAUCCAGGUGUUGAUGCAAGUGGGCAUGUGCAUAGAGAUGAGACCGUGGGACAAAAGACUGUGGGACAAGCUUGA